AUGGCAUCCAAAGCGCCAAUUCCCCAGAAUGAUAACGUCGCCCACGCCCUCGCUGGCGCAGGUGGUGGACUCUUGUCCAUGGUCCUCACCAGUGAACCAUUCAGCCAGACUAACGACCCCAGAUACCCCCUCAUCACCCUCUCGACCCGCGCCCAAGUCGAGUCCAAGAAGGCCGAAUCGAAUUUCCUCGCCGCCGUCCAGAACAUCAUCGCGCGCGAGGGCGCCUCUGGCCUGUACUCGGGCAUCAACUCGGCCCUGUUCGGCAUCAGCGUCACCAACUUUGUGUACUACUACUGGUACGAAUGGACCCGCGGCUCCUUUGAGCGCGCCGCCAUCAAGGCCGGCCGCGCGGGCCAGAAGCUGACCACGAUCGAGAGCAUGAUCGCCGGUGCGAUCGCCGGCUCCGCCACGGUCAUCAUCACCAACCCCAUCUGGGUCGUCAACACCAGGGUCACCACCAGGAAGCAGAGCACCGAGGUGGACCCGGAAUCCGGCGAGCUCAAGCCCACGCGUGCGCCCAGCACCAUUGGCACCCUCAUGGCCCUGCUGAAGAACGAGGGGCCCCAGGCGCUCUUUGCGGGCGUCCUGCCUGCGCUGGUGCUGGUCAUCAACCCGAUCCUCCAGUACACGCUCUUUGAGCAGAUGAAGAACGCUGUCGAGAAGAAGCGCAAGGUCACGCCCACAAUCGCCUUCUUCCUGGGCGCCCUGGGCAAGCUCUUCGCUACCUCGGUGACGUACCCUUACAUCACCGUCAAGAGCCAGAUGCACGUCGCAGCGCACUCGGAUCGCAAGGAGGGCAUGACCGAGGCGCUGCGCCGUGUCGUCAGAUCCGAGGGCUACGCUGGUCUCUACAAAGGCAUCGGCCCCAAGGUCACUCAGAGUGUCCUGACAGCGGCAUUCCUGUUCGCCUUCAAGGAUGUUCUGUACGAGCAGACUGUCAAGCUCCGCAUGCGCAAGCGCUUGGGAGCCUAAAAACAUUUGCCAUCAUGAUCCAGAUGUAACACCAUCCUCUGUAUGAGAAUCCUUCAUGCAGACGGAGAAACACCAACGCCAACAAAUGUCCCGCUCUCUCUUCCUCUGAGAGAAUCGAGAACAUGGCAAGCACCGGUCACAGUGCACAACCUCACAAUUGAUACCAUCCGCCCGUCGUUGCGGCGGUUUCAUAGAUGUAUGAAUGUAUAUGCUAUUCACGUUGACUUGGAUGCGAUCCUCGGCACUAUCCAACACUCAUGAUAUGUUUUGUCAGGCGUGGGCACCUCCACCGUCAGCUUCAACUGCCCGCCCGUCGUGUCCUCUCGCAUCGCCUUCUGCACGGUCGCUAUCGCCAACCCAGUAGCAAUGCAUGACUUCAGGGUGU
Molecule: messenger RNA, 1357 nt
Organism: Emericellopsis atlantica
Lineage: Eukaryota; Fungi; Ascomycota; Sordariomycetes; Hypocreales; Bionectriaceae
Product: putative peroxisomal membrane protein PMP47B
Exons: 3
Coding region: 1-972 (323 amino acids)
Cellular component (GO): peroxisomal membrane
Molecular function (GO): ADP transmembrane transporter activity; ATP transmembrane transporter activity; coenzyme A transmembrane transporter activity
Source: RefSeq, a predicted model, not a curated record